AUGAAGGCUCUUAUACUUGUGGGUGGGUAUGGGACACGGUUACGUCCACUGACUCUGACGCAGCCAAAACCGUUAGUUGAAUUUGCAAACAAGCCGAUGAUGCUUCAUCAAAUGGAAGCACUAGCUACAGUUGGAGUGACGAGUGUUGUCCUUGCUGUAAGUUACCACGCCGAGCAGUUGGAACAGGAGAUGAAAGUACAUGCUGAACGUCUUGGGAUUCGCGUGCACUUUUCUUUGGAAGAAGAGCCGCUCGGAACUGCAGGACCGCUAGCUCUAGCUAGACAGUACCUGGAUGGAGAUGAACCUUUCUUUGUGCUCAAUUCUGAUGUCAUUUGUGAAUUCCCGUUCCAAGAGAUGAUUGAUUUUCACUUAUCGCAUGGAUCAGAGGGAACGAUAGCAGUUACCCAGGUGGAAGAACCUUCAAAGUACGGUGUAGUUGUCUAUGACGAACGUACCGGGAUGAUUGCCGAUUUCGUGGAAAAACCUCAAGAAUAUGUUGGUAAUAAAAUUAACGCUGGACUUUAUAUAUUCAAUCCUUCAAUUCUCGAUAGGAUACCUCUUAGACCUACCAGUAUUGAAAAAGAGAUCUUCCCUAAAAUGGCAGAAUGUAACAAUCUGUUUGCAUUUGUCUUGUCUGGAUUUUGGAUGGACGUGGGACAGCCAAAGGAUUUCCUAAAAGGGAUGUCUCUAUUUCUCGAGUACAAAAGAAGAAAAGACCCUUCAUUCUUGUCGAAGGGCGAUUCAAUACACGGGAACGUUCUUAUAGAUGCUACAGCUACUAUUGGGAAUAAUUGCAGGAUUGGUCCCAAUGUAGUUAUCGGUCCUAGAGUUCUGAUAGAGGAUGGCGUUUGUCUACGUCACUGCACGAUACUCUCUGAUUCUAUUGUUCGCACACAUUCGUGGAUAAAUCAAAGUAUUGUUGGUCGAAAAUGCUCUAUUGGACGAUGGGUGCGCAUUGAAAACAACUCCGUCAUAGGGGAUGAUGUUGUUGUACACGAUGAAUUGUACCUCAAUGGUGCCCAAGUUUUGCCCCAUAAGUCAAUCUCCAGUAAUGUUCCGGAACCUCAUAUCAUUAUGUGA
Molecule: messenger RNA, 1080 nt
Organism: Necator americanus (New World hookworm)
Lineage: Eukaryota; Metazoa; Nematoda; Chromadorea; Rhabditida; Ancylostomatidae
Exons: 8
Coding region: 1-1080 (359 amino acids)
Biological process (GO): GDP-mannose biosynthetic process
Cellular component (GO): cytoplasm
Molecular function (GO): GTP binding; mannose-1-phosphate guanylyltransferase (GTP) activity
Source: RefSeq, a predicted model, not a curated record